AUGGGACUCGCAAGCUCACCAUAUUCGCGCCAUUCGAGUUUCACUGCGGUGCUAUUGGUCACGAUGACGGAGCUGCGUUUGGUGUCGAUGCCGCUGCCGCUGCCGCAAUAUCGGUUAAUGCUGGUGGUGCUGCUGGUCUCGAUGACGGAGCUGCUUUAG
Molecule: messenger RNA, 159 nt
Organism: Plasmopara halstedii
Lineage: Eukaryota; Oomycota; Peronosporomycetes; Peronosporales; Peronosporaceae
Exons: 2
Coding region: 1-159 (52 amino acids)
Source: RefSeq, a predicted model, not a curated record